AUGUGUGAAUUUGUGCGUACCCUCAUUGAGCCUGUGGUCGCUUUGAACCAGAUUGGCAGUUCUUUCUUUGACACUGCUCUCUUGAUUGUAGUCCAAGAAAGAUAUGAAGUUAUAAACUCAACUGCUUACAACUCUACACCAACUAAUAUCAGUGCAGGGGAAAAACAUCAGGAUGGUAUGACUCGUUUUUUCAUGAUAUACCACAUUCUGUCGAAACUGAUCACCCUUUUCUCCACCUUCUACUUUGCAAAGCUUGAAGACUUCAGGUCAAGAAAGAUCAUCAUUGUUGUGCCUCUCCUGGGCUGCCUUAUCUCCAGAUCUCUGCUUCUCUUUGUGAUCUUUUUCGAUCUGCCCUUGGAGGUGAUAUUUGCCACAGCCUCAUUGGAUGGUCUGAGUGGAGGAUUCACCACUUACUGGACUGGAGUUGUAGUAUUGGUCUGCAGCACCUCUUCAGAGAAGAGAAGAUCAAUCAGGCUCAUCACGACCGAUUUUGCCUAUGGAUUAGCAGGAUUUGUUGGAAGCAUCUUAUCGGGAUACAUCUUCCUCCAUUUAAAGAUAUUACAUUACCAUGGCAUCAUAUUGGUAGCUCUCAGCCUUGCUCUGUAUGUUGUCAACCUGUUUUAUUGUAUUUUGGUGUUGAAGAUACCACCUAAACAACAAAAAUCUGGACCACAAGGUGACAAAGAGCAGAACGAGGAAAGUGACACAUUUACUGAAAAACUGCAAUGCGACAGCGCAGGACAUUUGGUUAAACAUGAGCAUGUAACAGGUGACAUUCAACACAAAAACAGACCACCUGUGGAGAAAACUGAACACAAAACUGCAAGAGUUGUGGAUGACAAAAAUGGAAGAUGUGUGAAUGGACAGUGCUGCAAAGCUGUAUCAAGGAUAUUCGAUGGAAUCAUCCGAGACAAUUGGAGCUCUUGGUGGGCAGAUGGUCACGGAGAUAAAGGCACUUUGUGGUUCAUGGUUGGGGCUGCUGUGCUUUAUGACAUGGCUACAAAAGGGGCCAUGGAUGUGCUGCCAAUAUUUGUGCUGAAUUGGCCUCUCAAAUGGAAUGCCGUCCUGCUUGGGUAUGGAAAUGCCUCAGAGUACGCCAUCUACUUCACCAGCUUCCUUACCAUUUGUUUGUUUUCCAAAUGUGUGAAGGACACCUCCCUCAUCGUGAUUGGAAUGCUGUCCUUUUCCGCAGGGAUGCUGGUCAUGGGCUUUGUCAAGUGGACCUACUUGUAUUUCGUUGCCAGCAUGAUGGAUGGAAAACUGAUCCUCAAAAUGCAGAAACACCAGAAACAGUGA
Molecule: messenger RNA, 1296 nt
Organism: Callorhinchus milii (elephant shark)
Lineage: Eukaryota; Metazoa; Chordata; Chondrichthyes; Chimaeriformes; Callorhinchidae
Product: thymic stromal cotransporter homolog
Exons: 2
Coding region: 1-1296 (431 amino acids)
Biological process (GO): transmembrane transport
Cellular component (GO): membrane
Molecular function (GO): transmembrane transporter activity
Source: RefSeq, a predicted model, not a curated record